GUAACCAUACUAACUUCCGGUACUAAUUCUCAGGUGAAAGAACUACCUGUAUCCAGAUAUAAAACAAUUAGUAUGUAAGAAUCAAACUGCCUGCUUUUAAACAAUGGACACUAAAUCUUUAUAUUCGUUAUUACUUUUUUUAUCUUUGGCUAUUAUAGGAGAAUCAUUGAAUUGCUAUCAGUGUGAUUCAGCUAAGGAUCCAGAUUGCAAAGAAUUUUUUGAUCAUGCUCACAAAGAUGAGCUGUUGAUAAAACCUACGGAAUGUAAAGUGGAUGCUGCCGCAUACUGCUUAAAAACCACGGGAGUUUGGGGUGGUGUAGUUGGAACCACAAGAUUUUGUUCGUCAAGAGGAAUGGGAAAUCAGUGUCAAUAUGUUACUUAUCCUGAUCACGAUCGUACUUAUCGAGCUUCCGCCUGGCAUAUUGGAUGUGUGAACGUAUCGGAAUUCGCUGACGGCACGAACGUUUCGAACGCAAGCCAGUUGAUAGAAUGUUUUCAAGAUUGCACACAAAAGAAUUUCACAUACGUCCUAGUAGGCUCUGAUAACCGUUGCUCUUGCCGCCGUUGGAACGGUUCGUCGGACGUCAAAACGUGUAGUGAGAGAUGUCCGCUUCAAGUCGGCUUGUCCCUACCCUGCGGCGGCACCGCCGCCCUCUACACCGUUCGCCUACCACGCCUUUCUCGAAUAAACAUAGCGCCAUCUAGCGGUGAUAAAGCAUUCGCUAUCCUAGUGGGCUUUGAGAGAGAAAUCGAAGAUGGACUGCCUGACGAUUCUGCCAGCGGUUGGCGAAUAAUUCAGCUAUCAUGGCAAUGGAGAUCUUGCGGACAAGUUGCGGGAAACGGAAGUAGGAUAGUCGCUACACCGCAAACGGCUAUAACGUUCGACGCCCCAUCUUGUGGGCAGCUGAGCGUCGACUUGCUCGCCCGUACGGAGCUUUCAGAACUUCGUUCAAAGGCUAAUUUCUCAUUUAAGACACAUUAUUUAUCUAUUGUCGAUUUGGAUUUAGCCAACAAGACAGCCACAUCGUGUUCACCCGUAGAAAAUGUUGCCACCGCUCUUGUUGGAGAGAGUUUGAUCCUAGAAGCGGAUGCCGACACAGGCCGUAACCUGAACUGGAUUUGGAGAAUAAAUGGAAAAGAAAUUCGAUCGACAAACUGCUCGAGAUGCUUGACUGACCGUCUAGCGUUCUCUCCUCCUCGGAUCGGUGAAUAUAACGUAAGAGUUGAGGUGCGCUCUGGCGAACUACUCGUGCACUCAGCCUUAUCGUUGAUGGCUUUAGAGCGUCAAGUGGUCAACGUUUCCCUAACGGCUCCUUCGUCCGUCCACUCCGUUAAUUCGACCGUACACUUAGCGUUCGACAUCUAUACGGCGUCAAUCGAGGGAGCGUCUCUUGUUAUCGAUUCGGGAGAUGGAUCUUCAAUCAAGCUGACGUCUAGCGACCUCCGGCAUUCGCAAUCUAAUUAUACUCGGACUUGCCAUUUACGGAAAACAAUCGAAUUGCGUUAUUCGACGGCAGGAAAAUAUCGACCGAGGCUUCUCUUCUAUUCUCCAUUCGUCGCUGACGUUAAUAUUACGGUCGACCGAGACUUAAUUAUCGAGAGUAAGCUACCGCCAGUGCGUAUAGAUGGUGAAAAUUAUAUAGCUUUGGGAAGAGCUUCAAUUUUUCAAGCACGCAUUUCCAACGGAUAUAAAGAUCUUUCAAGAGUAAAAUUUGAAUGGAAAAUACUAACUUUGGAUAAUGAAAUAAUCUACUCUUUCACAAGUAAUUCUAACCCUAAAUUGUCUUGGACACCAAACUGGGCUCGAGUGGUCCUCAUCAAAUGUAUUGCAUCUAACGGAGUGAGUCGACAAUUGGCUGAGAUUAGCGUGAAAAUUGAAGAACCGGUUGCCAAUCCAAAGUUGCUACUUUCUCCCACACGAUAUGCUUUAGUGGACUCCUACAUAACUGUUACCGCGAGCGUGACGACUGGCACAGAUUUGACGUUCGAAUGGGAUUUUGGAAAUGGUAAGACGCUGAUCGAUAGCAGUGUUUUUGGAAAAAUCUCUAGGCGCCGUUUAUCCUACUCUGAGGCCAGUCACUACAAAAUUUCAGUGAAAAUCUCAAAUAAAGUCUCUAGAGCAACUGUAUCGUCGAUCGUAGAAAUUCAGGACUCAGUUGCUGGACUAACCGUUCAUCCUUCUCACUUUGUAGUGGCAUCCGGAUUCAACGGGUUUAGUCUGCUCGUGAAAAUUUUAGAAGGAACUUCUCCUAUGGUUAAAGCUGCGACCAAUGGAUGGAUUUUCCACGAAUCUCGAAAAAUCACAAAUGGAACGGCCAAAAUUUCGCAUAUUUUUCUUAAAUCGGGAACUCAUAGUGUAGAAGUUACUGUUUUUAAUCAUGUAUCAACAAAAACUCAAGUAUUAUAUGUUGAAGUUGAAGAUACUAUACCAGAUGACAUUCAAGUAGCUGUUGUAAAUGCUUUAACAAGCGGCUAUUUCAACAUAUUCGCGGCUAUAUUUAAUGGUCAAUUAAACGAAGAUUGCCCUAGGGCGUCCAAAGCAAAUCUUCUUUGGCGCAAUGAUGCGAAGUAUGAGUGGACUUAUAAUAACAAAACUACAACGUCAAAGUCACCUCUCUUUCAGCCGGUUAUUUUACCUGAUCGGUCAACCGCAAAUGUUUCGCUUCAGGCAUCUAACAAAGUGAGUAAAGUUGUAUCUUCGACCGGUUGUCCUAUUCAUCCUGUGUUAGACACUCCUUGUUUGGCACACAAGGCGUUCGAAGUGGUUGGAAAACCUGUUAGUUUUAGGCUUUUGAUAAUCCCAAAAUCUAAUAUACUUGUUUCAUAUGGGGACGGAGAAAAACAGGAACUUAUGUUUAGUACAGAUAUUCAAUUUCAACAUAGUUAUAAAAAACCAGGAAUUUAUCAAGUGACAGCAGAAUUUAAAGGAUCAAAGAUAAAAAUGGUCCAGAGUUUAGUACAUAUUCAAGAACCAAUAGGUAAAGCGGAUUUAAAAGGUCCGUCAGCCUUGUCAAUUAAUUCGUCGGAAACCGUCAAUUUUACUUAUGUGGUUCUGGCCGAAUUUGCUACUGAUUUACUAUAUAAGUGGACUAUAGGCACUGUCAGUUUCCCAUGGACCUCUAGAAACAAAAUGACGGCAGUUUUUCAAACGAAGGGUCCUCAUGCUAUUACAGUAAUUGUUAAAAAUGAUGUAAGCCAGCGGGUGCUAGAGCGAAUUGUGCAGGUUCAAUAUCCUAUUAAUAGCGUACGCUUGCGUGUGGAACCUGUCGUUCUUGGUCAGAUGUCUCUAUUUACACUAAUUAUAAAAGGGACAAACAAUUUCACAUUAAAUAUGAAUUUUGGUGACGACACAAAAUUGAAAAAGGACUCGUUUUCACUCAACUCCACAAGGGGUUUGGGAUUAGGCGAAGACUCAUCUUUUACCUAUUUUGUCAGACACCAGUAUAAAAAUGUUGGAACUUUCGGGGUACGUGCAUUUGUAUCGAAUCUUGUUGACAGAACUUGGAUUAGCACAACAGCAACUGUAGAGGAAGCUAUUGGCAAUAUUAGCUUACAAGCCGUUCCAUCUGACUUGUACAUCGAUCGUGAAUUAGGAAUACAAGUUACAGCUACUGUGGGCUCGGGGAAGGAUUUGGCUUUCGAAUGGGAUAUGAAUGAUUUAACAGGGGCAGACGAUAUAUUUGGCAAUGCCACAUCGAGUACUGUCCGAAAAGUAUAUCAACUUACAGGAGCUUACGAAAUAAAAGUCUGUGUAACCAGUCGGUUGCAACUGAAGGGAGUUUGUCGCAGUUUACCAUAUAAGGUAGUUAUGAUGGAUCCUAUAAAGAAUGUUGAAGCAUAUGUCAGCAUUCAUUUUCUGGAAGGAAAUGACACUGUAAUUGGAAUACCAUUUCGAGAUUCUAUUGAUCCUUCUGUGUCAGGUGUAUCUGAUCCAGUCCAAUUUCAAGUAAUUAUGCAAUCGGGUACGGAUGUUAGGAUUCUAGUGAAUUUUGGAGAUAAUCAAUCAUUGAGUGACGACAUUAACGGCAAUAUACACACAGCCGGCGUUUAUUCCGUAUCGAUAAACGCUAGCAAUCAACUUGGAAGCGCGAUGCUGAAAGGUACUAUUAAAGUGCAGAGAGAGCCGGAACAACUAACGGUCGAUGUAAACAGUAAAACUGUGCUCUUAGGUAAUGCUACCUGGAUAAGGGCAUCCGUUGCAAGGGGAUCGAACGUCUCCUAUACAAUAGAUUGGCAAGAUGGGAAAGUUGAUGAGGGAAGUGUAUCGAGUCAUGUAUACGAAACAACGGGCAUUUAUCAAGUUACUGUUACCGCUCAAAAUCUUGUUGGUAUUAUUACAGAAACUGUAGUCAUUAGAGUACAAAAGAGGCUUAUAGGAAUACAACUAACUGGACCUAACGUUGUACCGAUUGGUGAAUUGGUUCGAUUUGAAGUUGAAACUAGACCACCUUCAGAUAAGACUUUGGUGAAGUACUACAGCUGGAAUGUAAAUGGAGGAGCUACUGAGCAGCUGACGGCAAUACCACUUUUUACGUUUAUUUAUAACACACCCAAUGAGCAUCUGGUUGUCGCAAAAGCAACGAAUGAUUUUGGAAGCGUGACCUCAGAUCCCUUCCGAGUACGUGUUAUGGCUAGAAUAUCAACUGACUUAACCAUAAGACUGCAAAAUACUGCUAAAAUAGUCGGCGAGAAAAUUUCUUUUGUUGCUUGGCAUUAUUUUGGUUCCGAUGUGCAAUAUGUUUGGAAUUUUGGCGACAGUUCGGAUAAUUUAACAACUACUUCGCGAGAAGUGUGGAGAAUAUUCAAUGAAGAAAAGAAGUACGUUGUAUCUGUGAUUGCGAGAAAUCCUCUCGGCGAAGUAACAACAUCAGUUGACGUUUUCGUUACACGGGAACAUUGCCUUUUGCCCGAAGUAAAGGUUUUAGGUUUAACGAAUUCUAAGGUUGCGCGCUCUAAAGAAUUGAUUAUCGAAACUCGAGUAAGCAUAAACUGUUCAAUAUCUGAAGUGGCUAAAUUCUCGUGGAGUGUUUGCAACGCGACGAGUGGCACAGCCGUCGACAUUGGAUGUAUAUCGAACAAUCUUUUGAAAGAAAAAGAUUUAAUAUUGCCACCCGGUUGUUUAAAUUACGGCAAUUACACUUUUGAUUUACACGUUUCACUGAAUGACACAAUUAUUGUCAGUCGGGCUAGAACAUUUCGUCAAAUAGUACCGAGUAAAUUAAUUUCAAAUAUUAAAGGAGGUACAAGACGUGAUUUUAAUAGAAAUGAAACAAUUAUUAUUGACUCCUCUGAUUCUUACGAUCCUGAUGAAUUGAAUGGCUCAUUAACUUUCAAAUGGAGUUGCUAUUCAUUAAACGAUUUAGCUGCUGGCUGCUUCAUUGAUAGUAAAGUGGAUAUAAAUUCUUUUGGUAAUGAAGUUUUAAACUUGAAUGGCUCUCUCUUCCAUUCGAAUACCUCUGAGUUUGUAUUAAAUGUAACAAUCUCUAAAUAUGGUCGACGUUCGACCUGGAAUUCGCAAGUCAUUCGAUUUGUGUCGAGUGGAAAUAUUGAUGUUUACAUUAAGUGCCAGAGUUGUCUGUCGCCGCAAAUCAACGCCAACGAUCGUCUGGUUUUGGUGGCCAACCACGAAAAUAUUGACAAUGUUGUCUACGAAUGGAAUCUAUUUGAAGUUCCGUCAGGAAAAAAGCCUAUUUUAGUUGACGAUCAAUCUAGAUGUAUCCUAGCAGAUGGCUCGUCAUAUUUUAACUACGAACACGGCAAUCAGACGACGGAAUCAAGCAACGGAAGUAAUACGACUAAAGCCCCUGGCCGAGAAGAUUUCACGACAGCCACAACUGUGGAUUAUAAUAAAGCCAAUGAACAAACUACCAUUUCCUCCUGGUCAGAAUUUAAAAUUCCUAAUAUCAAGGAGAGACCUAGCGGAAGGAGAAGACCUGAAGAAUUACCGACUGAUGGGCAACGACCAGAACCGGAACCGUUACCGGAAGAAGGUUCGCCUCCCGGAGAUGGUGCAGUGGACGAUCACAAACCUGUCAUUAUUAAAGAGCACGUUCUACGGAAGAGAAAGUUGCAAAUAAAUAUAAGAAACGAUCACACAACUACUGGCUUACGGGGAAAAUUGUUAGUAAUAAAGGAGAACUUUUUAAAACCAGAUGACGAAUAUCUCGUGGAAGUUUCUAUUUCGGAAAGGUCUACUGGAAGAAAAGGAUCAGCACUAUUUUAUUUAAAGGUCAACGAUAGUCCAAUGCUUGGAAUUUGUAAAUUGGAUAAGGAUUCUGGGGUGGAAAUGGAAACUUGGUUUAUCUUACAUUGCACUGGUUGGAAGGAUGAGGACUAUCCACUUCACUAUGGUUUAAGCUACACUUCGUCCGAAAAUAAUGAAGUCACUGUUCCAGUUUAUCAAGGAUUGGAUCAGAGUAUCGCUUUUCAACUGCCGGCCGGAUUAAACAGAUUGCAUCCCUCAAUUAUGGACGACAACGGUGCUAAAACGUACAUUUGUCAAAUUUCUAUUAAUGUUUCGAAAAGUGAAAAAAAAAUAGAAGCUAUUGCGACCGAUAAUCAUUUGGUUUCAUUAGUAUCUAAAGGGGAUAGAUUGGCUGUGCGUUCUUACGCGCAGUUAGUAGCCACAGCAUUGAACCGCCGACAAACUGACGCCACCGACACGCGUCACCAGCUCGUCAGCACCCUCGACAAAUUACCUUGCCGUACGCAGUUCGAAUUAAAGCAGACCGCAACCGCUCUAGCGGAAACGACAACGAAUGGUCUUAGAGAAGAGAGCGCCGCCCUUACGCUGCGAGUUUUAGAGAGGACAACAACUGAGCUGUACCGUUUGGCUGCCGGAAGUAAUAAGUUAGAGGAUGGUAUCAUUGCGGAAUCACUGGUAGCUGCCUCAAAUGUAUUGUCAUCAACGAAUAAAACAGUUGUGAUUGAAGAGGCUACAAAAUUGUUGGAAGGCGCUUUGCUUAACGCCGACGUGAUGCUGCGCACUCCAGGGGAAGCGGCAGUCGGACGACAGACGGCGUCGUUGUCGACACUAGCAGGCCGCUACGCAGUAUUGCCAAACGUAGUGCGAGCGACUGAUCAUUCCGCCUUUUUUUUGCCACCAACGUCGACCUUCUCUUUUGGGCGGUCCUCAUGUUUGCAGGCGCAUCUCGUUUAUUACGAGUCAAAUCCCUACUCGAGACUACUAGAUGGUUCUGUUUCAUCUUUAACACUCUUUCAAUGCGAUGAAAACUCAGAAAGUGCCACUCCCAGAGAAGUGACAGUAAAAAACUUGAAAAAGGAGAUAGUUGUAGAAUUACCAACGACAUCUAAAGAUCAGAAACUGCCUGCUCGCUCUGGACCGUUCACUUUAGACCGCCGUAAAUUAAAUAUUCAUCGAGUGCCUGCAUUUGAGCAUAGAGUUUUGCGCGUUCGUUUGGAGUUGGAGGGAUUGAAAGAUGGAGAAAUCGGUUUCGACAUUAAAUUAGUGGCUAGCAGAAACACCUCAAACCACGCUCAAGCCACGCAAGUGGUGAGCAAGGAUUCAGGUGUACCGGAUGAACAAUCUGCAUAUUUUAUCGCCGUCGUCGAAGCGUCUCUCAAUUCAAAGACUCCCCAUGUCGAUCAAGUAAAUACGAGGACGUAUCAUUUGAGAACUUGGUGGGCGUCGUGUGUGUGGCGAACGCCUGAGUUUACAUGGUCGUCUCAAGGCUGCCGGGUGCUAUCGUCAUCGACACCUGAAAAAACGUUGUGUGGCUGCAAUCAUCUCACUUCAUUCGCAACUCCGUUAAAUUUUGCUCCGAAUACAGUUAAACAGUUUGACUUGGAAGAUUUAUUCGAUUUGAAAACCAAUCCAUUGCCUCUUGGCUUUCUCUUAUCCGUUUUGACCUUGUAUUCCAUUUGUCUCUUCAUAUGCAUUUCAUUGGACAGGCGUAGUUCGCAAAAAGCCCAGGAUGAGGCCAUCGAGCUAGCAGAUAACGGAAGUGGAGAUGAGUCAAUGUACAUUCUUUGCGUGGAAACAGGUGCUAGGCCUUCGGCGGGAACAAGCGCUACAGUUAGUGUUUGUCUUCAUGGCGAUAGAGGUUGCACAGAAACGCGACGCCUGGCCACUGGUCAAGAUGAAAAUGAGGAAUCCAUUUUUAAGAGAAAUUCUCGUAAUUUCUUCGUUUUAACAUCGACUCAACAUAUCGGAACGUUAUAUAAAGUUCAUAUAUGGCAUGAUAAUGACGGUAGAAACCCGUCUUGGUUUUUGUCAAGAGUCGUAGUUUUUGAUGCAACUGAGGAGAGAACUUACUGCUUUCCAUGUGAACGUUGGCUAGCUGCCCAUAAACAGGAUGGCCAUGUUGAAGUUCAUUUAAAUGCUAUGGAAAAAGCACCGGGAUUUUGGAGAGUUAUCAAAUGGAAAAUCGAAGGUUACUCUACCGAUUAUCAUUUAUGGUUGUCUCUUUGUGCUAAAUCUCCAACACAACGUUUUACAAGAGCACAGCGCUUGUCGGUUUGCCUAGCUUUAUUCUCUACUUAUAUGGCAUUGUCGGCUGCCUUCUAUAAACCUAUUCCACCAGAACUUAGAGCCCAUACGGGUCUUAUCGAUCUAUCGUACCGAUCUCUUAUCGUUGGUGUUUUAACGCCUUUUGUUGCGGCACCUGUCAAUUUGUUACUUAUACUACUGUUCAGGCGGACGGUUGUCAAAAUGGAAAUAAAGAAAGAGUACCAAGAAAGUGGCAAUGGCGAAGACGGCGUAAAAAAUGAUGAUGAAGAGACGAUAGCAGCUGCUAACAGCUUGCCGUCUAUAUUUGACGAGACUUUGAUUAGCUGGCAGAAAUUGCAGCAAUGGGCUGAAAAACAAUGGUUAAAAAUGAACGGCGAUAGCGAGGACGAGCCCAUAGUCGCACCUACCGAUACGCUACACGUAGAAACCCGUUUUGUACGCUGUUGGCUACCGCGUUGUACACUUUACAUAGCCUGGUUUUUAUGCCUAACCGUUAUUGGUCUUUCUUGCGCAACUGUUGUGCUCUUUACAAUGCAAUUUGGUAAAAGCAAAGCGAUUCAAUGGCUACAGUCGGUCGUCUUCAGCCUAAUAUCGUGCGUCUUUGUCCUACAUCCGCUCCUAAUUUUGCUACUAGCCUUACGGAUAGCUUACAAAUAUGGCAAUAGUCUAAAAGCCUACGAAUCGAUUGACGAUAAAGACUUAUUCUCAAAGAUUGUCCGACGAUCAAAGAGCCCAAAGAAAGUAACAUUCGAUUUAGAUCAGGCCUAUGACGACCGUAAGAAAUCUAGGCAAUUGCGUUACAUCCGGCCACCUAAGGAGGAUAAGUUAGCAAAAUCGCGAAAGAAGUUGGUAAAGGAAAGCGCAACUAUACGAUUCGUCAAAAAAUGCGCGAACGUAUCACUAAUUCUUAUUUUGACUUGCCUUAUUGCAUUUGGGAAAGAUAAGACGGCCAUAUAUAAUUUGAAUAGGACUUUAUCGUCGCAAUUCGAUCCGUCUGUAUUAAAUAAAAUCUCAACUACUUGGUGGCAUCACGCACGUAAUAGCAUGCAAAAUGCCUUCGACACCCAGGCAGUUUGGCAUCUAAUAGGUCGCCCUGUCUUAACGCAAUGGCACAAUCGACCGAUAGACGAGGGUUGUAAUCUACCAUUCGAUUACCGUAAUUUGUGCAACGCUAAAGUCCGGAAAAAUCUUUCAACACCACUCAACGAUAGAAAAUUCAACGAUGAUUAUCCCAUUUGGUUUCGCAAUAGAUACUAUGGAAAGAGCGAUUACGGUCAAAGAUUAGGAAAGAAUUUAACCGAAUCUAUAGAAAAGUUAGAUCGAUUACAAAAAGAAAAGUGGAUUGACGAUCGUACUUCAGCCGUAGCACUGCAAUUUACGCUUAUACACGCCCCUACUUCGCUGUUCAGCACCGUAAAAUUGAUAACAGAACGGCCUCCAACAGGGAAAGCAUCUUGUUUUGUUCAAAUUUCCACUACUUACUUAUACAAGUAUAUCUCUUACUGGGAUAAUUUUGUACUCGCAUGCGAACUCAUACUCAUUCUCGUCAUCGUUUAUAAAAUCAAGGACGAAAUUGUUCUACUUUCUACGUCUGGGAAGAAUUACAUAAAAAACCUAUCAAAUUGCCUAAAC
Dimorphilus gyrociliatus is the source of this 10102-nucleotide messenger RNA. The record is from the annotation of a GenBank genome assembly. NCBI's taxonomy places the organism in Eukaryota, Metazoa, Annelida, Polychaeta, Dinophilidae.